CCCCCCCCCCCCCCCCAUCUAUGCCAUUAAUCUCACUCCAUUUGUUACUGUACGUCGGUGUGGUGGGACCACGUUGGAAAACAAGCGGACUUCCCUCUCAGGAGCCCGACGGUCGCUGUUGGUCGUGUGGCAGGCUGAUUUGAGUUUGAAAGGGGGCAGGAUGUCCAACAACAUGGCCAAGAUUGCAGAUGCUCGCAAGACGGUAGAACAACUGAAACUGGAGGUCAACAUAGAGAGGAUGAUGAUAUCCAAAGCAGCAGCGGAUCUGAUGGCCUACUGUGAAGCUCAUGCCAAAGACGACCCCCUGGUGACGCCAUUAGCUUCCUCCGAGAACCCGUUUCGAGAGAAGAAAUUAUUCUGUGAAAUAUUAUAGCCGCACGUGUAAAAGAUAAAUGUCUUAACUAUUUCAAUUUCUGAAUUCACUUUCAGCUAUAAUGAAGAACCUUGGGAUCUUUUUUUUUUUACAGAAUUCUUUUUUAGUGAUAGUGGCUCUUCGGUGACUGCGUUUACCUGAGGAAUGACCAUUUAACGAUAUAAUGAAGACAAUAAAGAUUUACCAGAG
Messenger RNA from Gasterosteus aculeatus aculeatus (three-spined stickleback), 562 nucleotides. The record is from RefSeq and is a predicted model, not a curated record. NCBI's taxonomy places the organism in Eukaryota, Metazoa, Chordata, Actinopteri, Perciformes, Gasterosteidae.